This is a messenger RNA of Lycium barbarum (goji berry), 1590 nucleotides long. RefSeq lists its product as uncharacterized. NCBI's taxonomy places the organism in Eukaryota, Viridiplantae, Streptophyta, Magnoliopsida, Solanales, Solanaceae. The coding region runs from base 346 to 1176 and encodes 276 amino acids. The transcript is spliced from 2 exons. The record is from RefSeq and is a predicted model, not a curated record.
AACGAUAAAUGCGACAUUGGCAUUUCUUUUUCAACUUACUAUUUCUAUCAGUAAUAAGUUGUAACCAGUGUAUUAAUAUUUGUACUUUGUAUUUUUAGAAUACAAAUGGCAACCGCAGAAUAACGGGCUAUUAGGAGAAAAAUUCCUCAAAAUCCACUAACCAAAAAUAUCUAACUCUCCUUCCAACUCAAAUCUUUUGUAGCUCUGUAAUUUGCCUGUUGUUUCCCCCAAAACAACUAUGCAAUUCCAACAACAACUAAUCACAAACAACAAUAAAUCACCGGCACAUCACCGGUCCGGUGACCGGCAAAUCAAUCACCACCACCAACUACCACAUUUAUAUCUAUGAGAAACUCUCCCUUCUUUGUUUCUAAUGUCUCCCAAACAUCUUUUUCAGCUUCUUCAAUAUUCUCAACACCUGCACAUUUUAAUUCCACAUUUCCGUUAACAGAUCCGUCCACAAAUUCAACUUUCAUUUUUCCUUCUACUCCUGUUGCUGACGGUACCUUUGACUUCGUUACAUUUUGUUUUAUUUCCGGUCUUACCCUUCUUUCUCUUCUUUCUUUCGUUUUCAUCUUUCAUCUACGCCUUAGAUCUCGUCAAUUUCCUCAUCUCAGAAACUUCAACUCUCUCUGGACCGUCCGAUUACUCCUUAUAUUCUUCGCUUUACUCUGGGCUUUAAACGAAGUUUUCCGGUUACAUUUCAUUCGCCGGAAAUACAUUUUUCCAUUUUUACCCUCCUUAACCCUAAAUCAACAACACAAUCUCUGUAAAGUCCACGUGGUUCUUUCCUUGGGCUUAUUUGAACCGGGUUUCUUAAUCACUCUUCUUUUCUUAGUAAACGUGUCCAUUAAGAAACAAAGCCCAAGUGGGAUUUGGGCUGCUAUAAUAGUCUGGCCCAUUUGUUUUCCUCUGUUAGUGCUUCAAACUCUCUCUGUGUUCUUCUCUCCAUUGCAAGAACAUAUACCGAAAUACAUGCAUUCGAGUUCGUUCAUUUCCACUGAUUUAUUAGGGAACAAAACAGUGCUUUGUACUUACCCUUUAUACAGUGCUAUUUUCUUUGGAGGAUUUGUGGUUGCUUAUUUGUCAGCCUUCUUGUUUUCGUGUUGGAGGGUUAUAUCCUUUGUUAUUAACAGGAAAAUUCAGAUCCUAUACAUGGUGUUGCUGUGUUGGUGAUGUUCUUAGCUGUUGCAUGGUGUGUAGCAGUUGGGGAGGUUACUUUGGUAAUUAAACCUAUUGCUGAUGCAUUUGCUGCUGGUAGAGCAUGUAAUUGACAUUGGAAUAACGGAGUUAUGUAAGGAGAAAGGGUGGAAGGACAUCAUGGUCAUUUUAAUUUGAGCUUGAUUGAUAGUCAGUAGUUUCAUAUGCCCGCUUUAUCUAAUUCCUAGAAAUUACUUUGUAUUUAAUUACAGCAUAUAAUUAGCAGUUGUUCAUAGUUGCAGGAUUAUCUGGGAAGAAAAGUCAUCAGACAUAUACGGCCUAGGAAAUAUCCACUCUUUUCUUUUCCCUAUUGCAGAGACUGUUUCCGUGCUCAUAUUUAAGUCAUCUUUUGACUCAACUUUUAGGCGUAAUUUAUUUUAUUCAAUUACA